Onychomys torridus (southern grasshopper mouse) is the source of this 2303-nucleotide messenger RNA. RefSeq names its product aldehyde dehydrogenase 2 family member (gene Aldh2). NCBI's taxonomy places the organism in Eukaryota, Metazoa, Chordata, Mammalia, Rodentia, Cricetidae. The transcript has 13 exons. Gene Ontology annotation, molecular function: aldehyde dehydrogenase (NAD+) activity. Bases 459 to 2018 code for a protein of 519 amino acids. The record is from RefSeq and is a predicted model, not a curated record.
UAGCCCUACUGCAACCUUCAUCUGGUUGAAAGGCACACGGGUGGCUAGGCGUCCGCGUCCCUUUCUAGCCAAUGCCCUCCUGCACCCCUAGUGCCCAGUCCCAGGAUGUCGGGAUAAUCCCGUUCCUGAAAUCCUCUCUUCCCUGCCGCGUCUGCACAGAUGGGAGCCAGGUUCGGCUUUAGGAGCUGGCUGGGCUUUCUCAGGCAGCGCCUGUGUUUUCUGCACCGCUCCAUCUCUGAUUCGGCUUGUCCAGCCAGGGUCGCGCCCCGCAGGCCACUGGGGGCUGGGGCUCUCCGGCCCCGCCCUCGUGUCGCCUCCGCCCAUUGGCGGCCGCGGGGGGCGGAGGCGAGGAAGUGGGUCUACAGCUUUGCACUCGCCGGCGCUGGUCCAGGCUCCUCUGGGCUCGGCUCUGCACGGUUCGGCUCCGUCCAGCUCCGCUCAGUUCAGCUCGGUUCAGCAUGCUGCGCGCCGCACUCACCAUCGCCCGCCGCGGGCCGCGCCUGAGCCGCCUGCUGUCCGCCGCCGCCACCAGCGCCGUGCCGUCCCCCAACCAGCAGCCUGAGGUCUUCUGCAACCAGAUCUUCAUUAACAAUGAGUGGCAUGAUGCUGUCAGCAAGAAGACGUUCCCCACCGUCAACCCUUCCACGGGAGAGGUCAUCUGCCACGUCGCAGAAGGGGGCAAGGAGGAUGUCGACAAGGCAGUGAAGGCCGCAAGGGCAGCCUUCCAGCUGGGCUCACCCUGGCGCCGCAUGGAUGCAUCCGACAGGGGCCGGCUGUUGUACCGAUUGGCUGAUCUCAUUGAGCGGGACCGGACCUACCUGGCGGCUCUGGAGACCCUGGACAAUGGCAAGCCUUACGUCAUCUCCUACCUGGUGGAUUUGGACAUGGUCCUGAAAUGCCUUCGCUAUUACGCUGGCUGGGCUGAUAAGUACCAUGGGAAAACCAUUCCUAUCGAUGGCGACUUCUUCAGCUACACCCGCCACGAGCCUGUGGGCGUGUGUGGGCAGAUCAUUCCGUGGAACUUCCCGCUCCUGAUGCAAGCAUGGAAACUGGGCCCAGCCUUGGCAACUGGAAACGUGGUUGUGAUGAAGGUCGCUGAGCAGACACCGCUCACCGCGCUCUACGUGGCCAACUUGAUCAAGGAGGCAGGCUUCCCCCCUGGUGUGGUCAAUAUUGUUCCUGGAUUCGGCCCCACGGCGGGGGCUGCCAUUGCUUCCCAUGAGGAUGUGGAUAAAGUGGCAUUCACAGGCUCCACUGAGGUUGGUCACCUCAUCCAGGUUGCCGCGGGGAGCAGCAAUCUCAAGAGAGUGACCCUGGAGCUGGGGGGAAAGAGCCCCAACAUCAUCAUGUCAGAUGCUGACAUGGACUGGGCAGUGGAGCAGGCCCACUUUGCCCUGUUCUUCAACCAAGGCCAGUGCUGCUGCGCCGGCUCCCGGACCUUCGUGCAGGAGGAUGUGUAUAAUGAAUUCGUGGAGCGCAGCGUGGCUCGGGCCAAGUCUCGGGUGGUCGGGAACCCCUUUGACAGCCGGACUGAGCAGGGGCCGCAGGUGGACGAGACUCAGUUUAAGAAGAUCCUCGGCUAUAUCAAGUCAGGACAACAAGAGGGGGCAAAGCUGCUGUGUGGCGGAGGCCCCGCCGCCGACCGUGGCUACUUCAUCCAGCCUACCGUGUUCGGAGACGUGAAAGAUGGCAUGACCAUUGCCAAGGAGGAGAUCUUUGGACCAGUGAUGCAGAUCCUCAAAUUCAAGACCAUCGAGGAGGUUGUGGGCAGAGCCAAUGAUUCCAAGUAUGGGCUGGCAGCGGCUGUCUUCACGAAGGACCUGGAUAAGGCCAAUUACCUGUCCCAAGCCCUCCAGGCUGGCACCGUGUGGGUCAACUGCUAUGAUGUGUUUGGUGCCCAGUCCCCAUUUGGCGGCUAUAAGAUGUCGGGGAGCGGCAGGGAGCUGGGGGAGUAUGGCCUGCAGGCCUACACGGAAGUGAAGACGGUCACGGUCAAAGUGCCGCAGAAGAACUCGUAAGCAAGCAGGGUGCCGGCUUCCUCACCCAGCAACCGCAAGUCCAACCAGAGCCUGAGAAAAACAACCAUGCACACUCGUCUCUGAAGAGAAACCCCUUCACCAAAACGUCGGGCCGAGAAAGUCAGAACUUGAUAAACAGGGUGGGCUGGUGGGGCGGUGUAUGUGGAAAACACCCUAUAAACUGGGUUAGGGAUGGGGCUCAGGUAGAACACUCGCCCAGUACGUGUAAGGCCCUGGGUUCCAUCCCCCAUGCUGCAAAUGAGUAAUAAAAACCCGCUGAUCAAG